AUGGUUGAUGGAAUUGUUACAGAAUAUUUAUAUAUUAAUCGUGGUACCGUUUUAGGCCCAGUUCUUUUCUCAAUAAUGGUUGAUGAUAUUAAAACUGCUGAUCCUAGUAAUGCGUUAGUCAAAUUUGCUGACGAUUUGACGUUAGGAGUGCCUGGUAACGAAAGUGGUGACACAUCUCGAUCUGAAGCUGCCUGUUUACAGGAUUGGGCGGAAGAGAAUAGAAUGCCCUUAAACUUGGAAAAAACGUACGAAAUGGUUGUUCGCAGACACACCUCUGUAGUUUUGCCUGAGCUUAUCCCUUCAAUUAAGCGAAAAACAUGGCUAAAGCUUUUAGGAGUUACUCUACAAGAUAAUCCGUGCAACUGGGAUUUGCACUUCGAAGAAAUGCUCAAAAAAGCAAGUGGACGAAUGUACAUUAUGAGAGUUUGCAAAUACUAUGGACUAUCAAUUAAACAAUUAGAUCUGCUGUUUGAUAGCCUAAUUAUGUCGAUAUUCACUUUUGCUAUUGAGCUGUGGGGUUGUGCAUAUGACGGUAAAUAUUUGAACCAAAUAGAUAAAUUCAUUAAACGUGCACAUAAGAAUGGUUAUAUAUCAAAACGAACACACAUUAAAGAAAUACGUGAUAAGAGAGAUAAGAAACUGUGGAACAAAAUAACAUUAACUGAGGAAAAUGCGUUGCUUGAACUGCUGCCGGAAAAAAAGAAGUAG
This is a messenger RNA of Paramuricea clavata, 708 nucleotides long. NCBI's taxonomy places the organism in Eukaryota, Metazoa, Cnidaria, Anthozoa, Malacalcyonacea, Plexauridae. The record is from the annotation of a GenBank genome assembly.